UACAAAAUAGCAGUAAUGUGUCCACUAUUGUUCUGCAUAUUGUUUGCCACAACAUCAGCACAGUUGCUUACAACAGAUAAGAAAUUUGAAAAUCCACUGACAGUUGUUUGUGCCAACCAGUCAUCGGACCAAGAAAUGAACAAUUUGAGACAGCAGUUGAAUCAAGAAACUACAAUAAGAUUGUCGCUUACGAAACAAGUGUAUUCCUUGGUGGAUGAUAUGAUAACAAUGAAAAAACACAUGGCGAUAAUGGAAGCCAAAGUACAAGAAAUGGAGAAGAAAGAUGGUGAACUAGAUCAGUAUUUGAAGAUGAACAAUACUGACGAUGAGAUUUCAACGCAGAUUAGAAAGAUACAGAAAGAUCUUCUUAAUUUGUCUUCAACUGUGGACGCCGUUUGCAGUGACACCUCUAUGGAUAAAAGAGCCGUUGUAUUCAAUGCAGCCAUCAGCAAAACAUUAGAUCUCCAACGCAACACUCCAGUCAAUGUUGUGUAUGACACAGUUUUAUAUCAAAUUGGCAAUGCCUACAAUCCACUGAAUGGUUUCUUCACGGCACCCUCUGGUGGUCUUUAUGUCUUUUCGUGGACAACUUUGGUUGCAGCUCGUAAAAUAUUUGAUGCAGAACUUUUGGUAAACGGCAAGAGAAAGGGCUUGGGAAACUGUAAUAAUGAAGGCAAUCCAAGCUACGAAAACUGUGCCAACACCAUUCCUCUUGUUCUUGAAUUGGGAGACGAAGUCAAUAUACGUACGACUACCGCAAAUUACGCCCAUGGUUAUCAUUGGUCAAGCUUCAAAGGUUGGAAAAUUUGGUAAAACCAAAACGUUUUUAAUUCUCGGAAUUAUUCAUUUGAAAAUAUUCUGCAUAUUUUGGACAGAUAGUAUUUUGCUGACUGAGCAUUUCAAAGGAAACUUUUCUUGGGAUAGAAAAAUAUUAUAAUUUUUUUCCAGUGUUUUCCCAACCUUGUGUCCAUCAUUCAGAUUAUUUAUAAAGUUUCCUUCCGGAAGAAACAAAGGAUUUUACUUGAUUGUCUUUUCCUGCAUGAAUAUGUUUAAAUGUGUUUCAAAAAAUCGUGACCGGGCCAUCCAUUUCAAACACUUGAUUAUUAUAUGCUUGACCCUUAGUUAUCGUGUUGCACUGUAACAACCAUUAGUGAUACAAAAUCUU
This is a messenger RNA of Saccostrea echinata, 1165 nucleotides long. RefSeq lists its product as uncharacterized. Gene Ontology annotation, molecular function: protein binding. The record is from RefSeq and is a predicted model, not a curated record. The coding region runs from base 16 to 813 and encodes 265 amino acids. Lineage: Eukaryota; Metazoa; Mollusca; Bivalvia; Ostreida; Ostreidae. The transcript has 2 exons.